Molecule: messenger RNA, 1848 nt
Organism: Stylonychia lemnae
Lineage: Eukaryota; Ciliophora; Spirotrichea; Sporadotrichida; Oxytrichidae
Source: the annotation of a GenBank genome assembly
AUGGGCAGAAAGAAAAUAUCAAUAAUGACAAUAAUACCAGAUGACAGGUUGAGAUAGGUAACAUACUGUAAAAGGAAGAAGGGCUUGCUAAAGAAAGCAAUGGAACUUUCCAUCCUCUGUGGUAUCUAAAUCAAUAUGAUUCUGCAAGAUGUAACUCAUCAGAAGUUGGUCUCUUAUCAAUCAAUAAAAGGAGAGGAUCUAUUUAUCAACUAGGCUGGAAACUAUCCUCAAAUCAAGGAAAUAUAUUACAAUACUGAUUAUGAGAAAGUCUCAUUCAAAAAAGGAGAUGCUAAGGAUGAAGAAGAAAUUUCCAAUAUGUCAGAGUCAGAAAUGCUUGAUAAAGAUCCUCUGAGUAAGGUUUGCUCUUUAGAGAUUAGAAAAUAAAAACAAAGCCCAAAGACUCAAUCUUCAAGCAAGAAUACCUCAAACUUACAGAACUUGAAAAAAGAGGAGACUAAAAAAAGCAAUAACAAGAAGUAAUCACAAAAGGAUUUAACAAGCUCUCCUGCACUUAAGGAUCAAGAAUAAAUCUCUCCACCUAAGCUAAAAGAAAUAAAAAAGCAAGAGAGCAUCAAAUUAACAAAUUCUGAUCGUUUAGAAUUUAAGCUUGAAAUUAUCAAAUAGGAUCAAUCACCUGCUUAAGAGUAGUAAUCCAUCCUUGGUAAACGUUAGCAACGGCCUACAACUAUUUAGUUAGAAUCCUCACCACCACGAAAGCAGGUCAACAAAGAAGUAGCAUCAACUAGUGUUUUUCUAAAUAAAGCAUUGCUUGAUGGUUUAAACAAGGAAAAUCCUUCUCCUAAGGAAGAUUUUUAUGAUCUUGACAAUCUUGAUGAUGGCCAUUCUAGUAGUUCUAGCAUUGAUGGUGACAAUGAGACUCAACAAGAUAUGAAGAAGAAAUCAAGCAAAAAAGAUAGAGAUUCUAAAUCAGCAACUACUCCAGCCAAUAACACUUGCUCUAAUCAAAAUGGCAACAAAAAAUCUUCAUCUCCUGCUGAAAAAACUUCAAACACAAACAUGAAUGCACUCUCAGCGAGUAUUAUAGAGGCUAGAAACCAGAACAAUGAUAGCUUGUUCUUCCCUAAACUUUAGUAACUUACUUCAUAAAUGCAAUAGCAAUUGACACAAUAAAAUACAACUUAGUAGCAGCAUAAUAACAGCACAAAUGCCAAUUCUACCACUCCUACUUUACCGGGUUCAUCCUCAAAUACAUCAGAUGAUGAUGGCUGGAGCAAGUGGAGAAAUAACAAUCCUCUAGCCAGAAAAUUGCAACAGCAAUCUGCAUCUCCCUAGAAUUUGGGAAAUGCCAUGCUUCAAGGUUAAAGAGGGUUCUAAAAAGGUAACCCAAUCAUUCAUAAUUCCCUCCUUUUAAAUUCAGCUAAUCUCUCCUAAAGAGAAUAAUUUUCAAGUCCAACCAAUUUUGCCCAGCAUCAGUUGAGAGCUAACGGAGGAGGAGACAGUGGUUUCUUGAUUCAUCCUCAGCUUAUUAUACCAAUGAACUCUAACAAUUCUCUUAAUGAGCUACAAAAUAGUUUUAUGUAUAAUGGUGGCUUUGGAAUGAGUAAUGAUAACAAUUUCAACAGAUAGGCCUCUGAUUAAUCACUUAAAACUUUUACUCAGCUUCUUGGACUUGAUAGAAGAUAAACUAGUAGAAACAACAUUAGUCAUAUCGGCUUAGGAGUUAAUGGUACCACUACUAAUUCACUAGGAUAGCUGAACAACUUUACAAACAAUAGUUAAAACCACAACAACAAUGGUAAUUAGCAAGAUUAGGACAUGAUGACUGGCAAGGAUAAAAACAAUGACAUUGAAGGAGAUAAAAAAUAGUCUCAUCAAUAGUCUUCUUGA